ACAGUAGCCAUAAUGCAGAGCAUGGGACAACAUUUUGCCGAUACUUUUGUGGAUACACCAACUGACAUUUUUAUCAUGGGAUAUUAGCCUAUUAACCAGCCAUAAUGAGUGAGGUGGGUCCAAGAAGGCCCCCCCAGGACCAGUCCUCGGGGAGUGGGCACACAGUGACCACGUCACGUCACCCCUAUAUCACAGACCCCAUCGCCUCCAAGCACGUCUGCUUCUACAAGAGCGGUGACCCUCAGUUCAGUUGCCUGCGCAUGGCCAUCAACAGCCGCACCUUCAAGACCUUCGAUGCCCUCCUGGACAGCCUCUCCAAGAAGGUCCCCCUGCCGUUCGGAGUGAGGAACAUCACCACCCCGCGGGGUGUCCAUGCGGUGCACACACUAGAUGAACUGGAGGAUGGGAAGGCCUACAUCUGCUCAGACCAGCGGAAGGUCAAACCCAUCAACAUGGCAGCAGCCAGUAAGAAGCUUCCACCCUGGUACCAUGCCAGGCCCAUGAGCGCCCGCCGUCGGGCCUUGCAACUGGCCAAACAGAACCCUGGCAGGCCCAUGCGCAAAAGAAAACCUGUGACUGUGCGCACACCUAAGAGGCUAAUGGUGUUUCGGAAUGGGGACCCAAGUGUCAAGCACAAUAUGAUGCUACAGAAGAGGACCACUCCCACCUUUGAGGCGCUGCUGGAUUACGUGUCCGAGUUGAUGCACUUUCCUGUGGUCAAACUACACACACCGGAUGGAAGAAGGGUGGAUGGGCUCCCUGCUCUGAUUCUAUGCUCUGGUAUUGUAGUAGCUGCCGGUCGGGAGGCCUUUAAGUCUGGAAACUACAAGACACAGAGAUCUUCUGCUCCAACAUGGCUUCCUGCCAGACGAAUGGCAUCUAAAAGACUAAAACAACCGGCACCCCGGAAAAUGAAGUCCGUGUCCAGCAGCAAAUCACAUCUUUUCUCCUCAUCGUCAGAGAGAUACUUUGUGAAUCAGAUACACCACUCCGUUGCAGGAAGUCAGUGUGACCUCCCCAGUAACAACACGGGAUCUGUGGUGCUGGAGGCUGGCCAUUUUCUGGAGUCAGUUGCCGAAACGGACGCCGACACCUACAACGGACAUGAAGAGCCCGACAACUGUAUGCCCGGUGAUGAUGACAUUGAGAAGUCCUUUCGGGUGAACCAGGAUGGCAGCAUGACGGUGGAGAUGAAGGUACGACUGACCAUCAAGGAGGAGGAGACCAUCCACUGGACCACCACCCUGACCAGGUCCAGUGUGGCCAGCCAGCUCAGUGUGGCUGAGUCUGAGCUGGAGAUCAGAUCUCCUGAGUCCAAUGCCCUACCACCAACACAACCCAACGCCAUGGGCACCAUCAAUGGGUACAAUGCUAAAAAGGAUGAUCAUGAUGAUGAGGAUGAUAUGUCUCCAGAGGCCAGUGGACUUACCAGUGUGGAAGGAGAUGAUGCGGAUAAUUCUAAAAUACAUGUCAGUGAGGUCUCUCUCAGGAGGGCUCCUACCCCAGGACCCAGGAGAUCCAGACAGAAGCAGGCCUCAUUGGAGAACAUCAACACACCAUCAGGAGAUGAGAUUCAGGAGAACAUUGUGGGAUCAUACUCCUACAGAGAGACAACUAAGAAUGGAGAGGUCAAAGAGGAGUACUGCAUGGUCAGACAAUGCAGCAGCAGGCCAGUCCCUAAACCAAGGAGAGUUGGCUCUAUGGAUAUCAACAAUUACAAUAAGACUCAAUCCACUUUUAAAUCAGGGGCGGCAGAGAUCUUACAGAUCCAAAAUGGCGAGGAGGAAGUCAGAGAAAGUGUAAUGCAGAUAUACGAGCAGCAGACCUGUCAGGACAAUUUCCUUGCUAACAGCCAGUACAGUGUCCAGGGUGUGUCCACGUAUGGCCUGAUGUAUGGGAGACCAGCCACCUCGGAAACAGCCCACUUCUCCUCUAGUAAUGACUUCGAGAUGGAGCUGGAAAGACUCUCUGCAGCCUCAGAGUCAAUCAGCGUGCGGAGGGCUGACCAGUCUCUGUCAUCUGCCUUCACCAUACCCACUUUUAAGGCUGGAGGAUCUGUCCUAAGAAACGGGGUACUAAAUGUCCAUAAAACCAGUCUCUCCAAGCCCGCCAAAGACAACGAGACCCCAAAGUUGGUCUCUGAAGCAAGCAAAGACAAUUCCACCACUAAAGCUGUAAAGAAAGUCAAGAAAAGGUUCUCAAAGCCCAAGUUGAGAAAGUACCAGGUUCGUAAGAGUACAACACCAGACAAAAGACGUAAAGAGAGUAGUGCAAAUGGUCCUGAAAACAAUAAAAGAGUGAAAACUGGGGGGUUUAGCCGCAAUGCAUCGAUAAGGAAAAUUUAUGGACCAAAACCUGCCAGAAGUGUAAUGAAAAAUAAACUAAAAGGAAAGGAAAUCAAAUUAAAUAUUGAAAACCCAAAGGAAUCGUCAGUGAAAGAACUAAAUGUUAGUGAAAAUGGAAAUGAAACGUCAGUUUCAGGAAAGAAGAAAUCAUUGCACGUUUCAUUUCCUACGGAGGCCCAGGUGAAGGCAACACUGAAAAGGCAGAGGUCCGUGCACGAGGAGAGAAGGAUUGCGAAAGAGUGUCAUGAUUUGUCACUGCCUGCACUCCUUUCGUCCUCUUCUAAUAUCAAUGAAUAUGUUGUGAACUGGCUAGAGAAAGCCCUCCCAACUGUUUACCCAGACCCAGUGGAGGAAACUCAAAAUGUGGAGACACCAACAAUGUCUCAGGUAGAAACUGAGGGGGACAUUAUUCCAGAUGUGUCAGAAAUCAAUUGUGAAAUGGACAUUGAAGAAGAUGAGUCUUGUUUUUUGAAAGAAAAAACACACAUACCAAGUAGUCCAUCUUUGGUAACAGCAGCAUUUCCAAAUAGAACAUUUGAAAAUAUAGCAACACAGACAAACCUGACUAUGGAAAACACAACAUUACCAUGUCCUUCUACCCCAUUACACAUUGAUACUAUACAGGAAAGGUUGCCCACUAAUCCCUCAGCUGAAAAUCCACCUCUCUCCAAUGGUUUCUCUGUCUUUCUUCCUGCAAUAAUCUCGGUAGAAAAGUCAUCACCCUCUGCCAGUCCUUCGUUGGAACAAACAUCAAUGCCCAUCAAGAUCUCAGUAGAGAAGCUACCAAUCCCAAAUGAUCUGUCAUUGGAAAAUACAUCAGUACCAAAUAGCUCCAUAAAAGAGAAGAUCCCAGUCUCAAACUGUCUCUCGCCUGAGAAGACACCACUGCCUGCUAAAACACAAACAGAGAAGACACCACUGCCUGCUAAAACACAAACAGAGAAGACACCACUGCCUGCUAAAACACAAACAGAGAAGACACCACUGCCUGCUAAAACACAAACAGAGAAGACACCACUGCCUGCUAAAACACAAACAGAGAAGACACCACUGCCUGCUAAAACACAAACAGAGAAGACACCACUGCCUGCUAAAACACAAACAGAGAAGACGCCACUGCCUGCUAAAACACAAACAGAGAAGACGCCAUUGUCCAACAAAGUCUCAGAUGGGUCUUCAGUAGUUAGCAGUCCCUCAUAUUUAAUGUGUUCAUCACCUAGUAGUUUAGGUGAUGAAGAACAACCCUUAUCAAGCAGUCCUUCAUCAGACGAGGCUCCGUCAACGACUGGCCAUGUAUUUGAAAAGACAUUGUUCAACCACUCCACUCUGAAAGAACCACCAUCGCCUAAACUCGCAACAAAAAAGACACGAUUGCUCAGUAAUCUCUCCCUGGAAAAGCAACUAUCAUUCAGGAAAGCCUCAGCUGAAAAGUCUUCAAUAUCCAGUGAUCCUACUGUGGAAAAGGUGUUGGUGGAUAAGGCACAAAUCUCCAAUGGUCUCUCAUCUGACAAGACAUCACAUCCUGCUAAAACCUUAAUAUCCAACAAUGUCUUAAAUGAGGCUUCAUUAGCUAGUAGUCCCUCAUGUUACAUCUCGACAUCACCUACUAAUCGCACAUCAGAUGAAAGAGCCUUAUCAAUCUCCCCCCUAUCAGAGGAGGAUCUAUCACCCACUGGCCAUGUAUUGGAAAAAACAACAUUGUUCAACCACUCCACUCUGAGAGAAACAUCAUCACCUAAACUCCCAACGAAGAAGACACGAUUGAUCAGUAAUGUCUCCCUAGAAAAGCAACUAUCACUCAGAAGAUUGUCAGUGGAUAAGUCUUCAUUGUCCAGUAAUCCUACUUUGGAGAAGGCACAGUUAUCAAACCCUGUCCAAAUCACAGUAGACAAAACACAACUACCGAACAGCCACUCAUUGGAAGAGACACCGCCACCAAAUGAGUCUUCCUUACCCAGUGACUCCACUUCAGAAAAUACCCAAUUAUCUAGCAGUCCUCAACCAGGAAGGACACCACUACCAAGACAUAUCUCUUUGAAAACACAAUUGCGCAACAAUUUUUCACCUGAAAGAACAAAUUUACCCACUCUGAUGACGAGGAAUAAGUCAGCUCCCAGUAAUCUCUCUUCAGAAAAGAUACCAGUACCUAGUAAUCGCACAUUGACAAAUAGACUGUCACCAUAUUCUCAGACUUUGGAAAUAGUGUCACCACCUACGAGACUCAAGGCAAAAAAAAAGCCAGUAUCUAGAAAUCACUCUCUGGAAAUCGAACCGUGCCCAGUAAGUCCCACCUUGAAAAGGACACCUCUACCAAGGAAAAGCCGCCAAACGCCAUUAUCGCCUAAGUCAACGCCAGUACAUCUCAAUUCCUCCAUGAAGAAGAAACCAACACCUCCCAGUCCCGCUUUGGUGAAUCACGAAGAGACAAAUGGUGAUGAUAACCUGAGCAAUUCAGAUCAGGGAGACAGUACAAAAGUAACAGCAGAGGAGCCUCUAACAAAAGCACGGAUACCAUCAUACAGAGAACAACUACCUCCCCAGCCAGACAUGAAACCUGUGCUAGAGAAGCUCUGUUUCUCAAUUCGGUCAAUUAGACAAAUCACACACAACAAUCGUCCAUCUUGUCUUGAAAAGUCAAACAGCUUACCUGAUUUCUCCUCCCAUGUGGCCUCUACAUUUGGGUCAUCCUCCAAAGCUCUCCUGGCAUUCUUAUCUGUUAUUACCUUAAAGGAAAGCUUCACGAACUGGAACAUACCUGAAUUGAAUGCAAACAGUGUAAGCUGUGCUGAGGCUUUGAAAAUGAUAGAGUCUCUGAGAGAAAUUGCCAACAUAGAGGAUGCAGAGGAGUUGAAAGCUAGCCUGUCAGAUUUGCAAAAGUCUACUUCCUCACAACUGCUGCAAAGUUGGAAGGGCUUCCAGGAACUCAAUGACAAAGUCAGAAGUCGCAGCUCAGCGCCGAACAGUUCAGAGCAUGAUCUCUUGUUUGAGACACACCCAGUGGAGGACUACAACAUUAAAGAAAAAGCACUGGAUAUCGAUGAGCUAAUAAAUGAGCUUGAUGUGCCAGAAAAGGUCAAGGAAGCAUUGGCAGCCCUUUCAACAGGGGUGAGCAUGAGCAUGAGCAUGAGCAUGAGCAUGGAUGGUAAUGAAAUAAACAUUUCUAAAAAAGCUAAUGAAAAAGUGGAGUCAUCCCCAGAGGGAAGGGUAAAUGCCAAUUCAACCGCAGUCCCUAAGGAAGAGGCUGAAAAAGAUAAUGUGCUUAAUAAAGAGGCUACUGUUGAUGUUAAAUCCAUCAUUAAAACAUUUACAAAUAUUCACCAUCCCAAAGAGGUGGCUGAAAAUACAGUGUCACCAAUCCCAGAGAGCCCAAGCAGUAGGCAAGAGCAGUACAUCUCCUCAAGAGAACACAGCUUUAAAGAGGAUUAUAUUUGCCACAGAAACAGACAGCCAGCAAAUAAGGAAGGUGCUGAACUUGAGCAGGACAACUGGGAAGAAGAGGAGGCUAAAUGUACAUACAAACAGGUUAACCAUGAUGAAGAACAGACAUCCUCAGAGAUAGAGCAAGCUUACAGUUUAGUAUUGCAUGAUGGCUAUUUGGACAAGCCAGCCUGUUCUGUGGAGGCUAGAGAGAAGGAUGGGGACAUACAAGCAGGCUAUGUGGAGGAGGAAGAAAGCUUGAAGAAAGAGCAAGAAUACUACAUUGAGAACCCACCAAGUCAUGUGGGGCAGGAGGUUACAUCUAUGGAGCUGCAGGUCAGCUGUAAGGAAAGCGUAGAAAACGACCAGGCUAGCUCAGAGGAAGAACAUAAAUGUCAUGUUGAGGACCAAAUUAGCCACGUGGAGUCAGAAAGUAAGUGUGUGGAGGAGGAAUGGAUGAAGGAAGAGCAACAAUGUCACAUAGAUGAUCAGCCAAGCUAUUGUGGGAUGCAGGUUAGCCGUGAGGAAAGAGAGUCCACCCCUGAGGAGCAGGCUAGCUCAGAGGAGGAAUGUGAGUGUCACAUAGGCCAAAACCAUGAGGACCCAGAGGUCAAAUGCUUGGACCUGCAGGAUAGCAGUGAGAACGGAAAGUCCACCCCUAAAGAAGACCAGGCUAGCUCAGAUGAAGAGGAACGUCAUGAUGCGAGCAAACCAACCCACGAAGAGCCUGAGGUUAAAUGUACAGAUGUAAAGGUUAGCAGCGAGGAAAACAUGUCUAGUCUUGAAGAAGAUCAGGCUAGCUUAGAGGAAGAGCUCGAAUGUCACACUGAGAACCAACCAAGUCACGAGGAGAAAGGGGUUAAAUGUACAGAUGUAAAGGUUAGCAGUGAGGAAAACAUGUCUAGUCUUGAAGAAGAUCAGGCUAGCUUAGAGGAAGAGCUCGAAUGUCACACUGAGAACCAACCAAGUCACGAGGAGAAAGGGGUUAAAUGUACAGAUGUAAAGGUUAGCAGUGAGGAAAACAUGUCUAGUCUUGAAGAAGAUCAGGCUAGCUUAGAGGAAGAGCUCGAAUGUCACACUGAGAACCAACCACGUCACGAGGCGAAAGGGGUUAAAUGUACAGAUGUAAAGGUUAGCAGUGAGGAAAACAUGUCUAGUCUUGAAGAAGAUCAGGCUAGCUUAGAGGAAGAGCUCGAAUGUCACACUGAGAACCAACCAAGUCACGAGGAGAAAGGGGUUAAAUGUAUAGAGAUGCAGGUUAGUAGAGAGGAAAGAGAGUAUACCCCUGAAGACGACCGGGCUACCUUAGACGAGGAAGAGGAAAACCGUGCAGACAACCUUCCCAAUGCAAAUGCACACAUUAACAUGAAGGAUGAGCAAACUCACUUAUGGAUGAAGCAGACGACUGAAAAUGAAAUAGUGUCUACUGUCAUAGAAAUGAAGCCUAGCUUGGUCAAACAGCAUUCUAGCGAUGACAGGAUGGAUAAGGACAGCGGAAAGGAUAGUGAGCAGCAUGUUAGCUUUGAACAACAGUCUGAUACUGUAGAAGAAGCCAACGUUGAGGAUAAUCGGCGUGGCACAGAGAAGAAGCAAGUAUGCUGUGAAGAAAAGCUGCCUAGCUCUGAGGCAGAACAUGUUGGCGUAAAGGAUGAGCCAUAUACAGAGGAUGAGAGUUAUGCAGAGUAUGAGGAAAGCGUCGUAGAGAAACAGCCGUUUGAGGAGGAUACGAAUUGCGAAACGACUGAGGCAAAAACAAUCAACCGCUUUGAGGAACCAUUGCCAUCUGUAGCAGAGCGAGUAAAACUACUGGAUAAGAAGAUUGCUGAUGUAGAGCAAAGGAAAAGCAUUACAGUAGAGACAACUGGCAUCAGACCGUUUGCCCACAUAAAGGUUCCCGCUUUCUCAGAUGGCGAUGAUUUAACAAGCGUAUCCCAUCUAUCUAAGGAACAAGCCGAGCUUGUGGAGGAAGCAUCUGAGAUGCAAACAACCAAUUAUGUUGUUAAGGAUGUCAAAGAGCAAGACAACGCUCCUGUGCACCCUUGUAAAAGGACAACGUGGCCUAUAAAUACAUCAGAAACGGUAGUCAUGUCCCCCCCAGCUCCACAAUCCUCCUCGCUAGCAUUUAGCUAUGAUGGCUGUAUAACUAGAGAGCCUGAGGGAAAUAGGGUCAAGAAGAUAAAGGAAAUGUUUAUGGCAAAAAGCAUUGUGGACAUUCAGUAUGGACAAACAAGACUAACCAGCCCAAACAGCUCAGAUCUGUCUGACAACAGGCCAGGGACUUCUGAUGGUAGUCAUCGAUCACUGACGUCAACUGAGAUGUCCAGUGGUGAGGAUGAUUCUGUGAAGAAAUCCAUCACGAAAGGCUUUGUCAGGAGAACUAUUGAAAGGCUUUAUGGGAAGAAAGAUGCAAAUGAAAAAGUCCUUGCCAGUGAAAGUCAGCCAAUAUCUGUCCCAAGACCAAAGUCCAGAGAAUUUCCUGGUAAGAUCAGCCUUUCCCCAUUCCAUAAUGCACGGACCAAAGUAAUGUUGGACUUAUCAUACUUCAAUGCCACAAGCUCUUUUGACACAUACAGUGAGCCAACGCGGUGUAUCGCCUUCAAUACACAGGUCGGGCCUGGAGACUGUGUCCCGAUAGAAGAAAACAGGUGGCUCCUCAGAGAGUGCGUGAUCAGAAAGUCUGUCUCAGAGCCUAUUAAUAUUUACAAGAACACAUCUGCGUUAACGGAAGAUGAGUGCAAAGAUGCAAAAGAAGAUGUUCCAUACUCCCUUUUCGGCCACACCGAUCGGGAGGACAUGGUGAAGACUGUGAAACCUUUUGUGGCAAAGUGCACCUAUUUCAACCUGCCUCAUGGCUGUGACUCAGACCCGUACCAGGAUGACCUAAGUUCUGUCAGCAAGGGCAGUGACAUGGGUGACAUCUCGAAGGACAGUAAAGACAAUGCAGAGGAACCCAAGUUGUGGGCUGAGAAGAAUGGAACCCUGCCAGAUUUCUCCCCUACUGACUUCAAGAUGCCAGAUAAUAAAGUGCACCCUCUGAUAGAAGGCCCGGGAGGUGGAAAGGUUGUGGUGGUCCAGCCUGGCAAAGGUCAGUCUGGCAAAGGUCAGACAGAUGUCAAGAAAAUUCCACAGGAGCCAGAUGCACUAGAGAUGCUCUACUUCUCCUGUGGGCAGCACUGCCCCAUCCUUUGACUGUGACACUUAAAUAUGGGCUCUCUGCUAAAGUCAGCUUAUUACAGAGGGCAUUCAAGGUACAAAGAGAUGUCGUAUAUUUCUUUAAGAUGGAUAAGACUCAGUGUGUCCUGUGGGAUAAAGUUAUUAAUGGAUACUUUGUGCCUGAACAUUAACGUUGCCACUAUGAUGGCUUUUACAGCAUGAUAUCAUAAUACAUUGUAAUGGAUUGUUAAGAAAAUAUACAUUUUACAAUAACUUAGGUGGAAUAGACAACACUAAUGGGUGAAACUUAUUUCACUAGUUUUUUCUAUAUCAUGUGAAUUGUACAAUUUUCAAAAAAACAUUUUACUCAACAAUCUGUUAUGCCAUGUUCAACUUUUAAUACCUUUUAAAAUAUUCUGUAAAUAUUGCAUCUGUACAUAUUUUUACAAUAACACCUUGACUGUGUAUUUUCUGUGUACUGUGUAUUUUCCACCCUCCAUUGGCACUAGGUAGGUGGGCUGUCCUAAGAAUGAGCAUCCUGUGCAUUACUAUAAUCUUGUUUAAAAUGCUUUAAACAGAUCAGGUCCUCACUGAUGUCACGCAAUGGCAAUCCCCUUCACUCAGAACCUAACAUGCCUCUGGGUCGUACCACAAAAUCAGUGCCUUUUGCGUCCCUUUGAUAUUUUAAGUAGAAACUGUGCACAAGGAUAGAAUUUAAAAGUCUGCUAUAUUAAAUAAAGUUCCCUUUAAUGUAGACCACAUAGAAAAUUCAAUAAAUCCGAUUUUUCUUUUAUAUGAAUAAAGGUUAUUUAUUUCAUGGGAUUAGUGAUUCAUUUUAAGAUUUAAAAACAAAAAUGUCCCUCUUAAGGUGAGCCCAAUAACGUGAACUCAAUUCAAUAUGGUAAACAAUUCCCUUUUUUAAAAUUUAAUUAUAUCUUAAAAAAAAAAAAGUUUUUUUAAAACACUGAACAUCUAAUAGUCAAACUGUGUAAAAGCAGGCGAGCUGGUUCUAGCAAAACACUGAGCAGUUCUAGCAAAACACAUCAACGCUGUUACCCAUAGAUAGACAGGCUAUAAAUGCUAUAAAUGUUUUAACGAUACAUUUUUAAAAUUGUGAAGCUAGCAUUCAAUUGCCUCCCCCUGUCACAAGGGGAUUUAUGGAUGAUUUAAGAUAAAGCCGUCAACCCUGUUAUGGUGAUUUGUAACAGGGUUUUAACCUCUUGAGAUGGGAAAACAUAUUUUUUUUUAUUAAGUUGAACAUGUGCUCUUUAUGACAGACAUUUUAAAUUAGGUGAAACAAAAUGUUUGUUUUGUUUCACCAAGUUACACUACUCAAAAGGCAAUGAAUUGGUGGAACGACCCCCCCCCCCUCGAGGUUCAUGGUCAUGCCUGUGCAGUGUGGUCAAAACGGUGCUUGACCACAAGCUCUAGAAAUGUAUUGUCUGUCAGUAACCCCCCUGGUAUAGUGUAUUAACUGUACAGUUCAUUUAUUUGUGUAAAUGCAUUUCUCUUGCAUCAUUACAUGAGAGUGAAUUCUUAAAGUAUAGAAUGAAUUCAGAAAGCAUACAUCGCUAGAUUUGCAUUUAUAAACAAUAGCCAUAAGCACAACCUGCAAUAACAAACUUUCAUCACAAUACUUCUAUCAUAGAUGUACAUUUCUGGCAGCUGUGAUUUAUUCUAUUGAGUGUUUUUUUUUCUUUACUGAAUUUCUGUCAUUUAUAAAUAAAAACAAAAGCUAUUCCUGUU
Messenger RNA from Oncorhynchus gorbuscha (pink salmon), 10661 nucleotides. RefSeq lists its product as uncharacterized. The transcript has 4 exons. The record is from RefSeq and is a predicted model, not a curated record. Gene Ontology annotation, biological process: axoneme assembly; retina development in camera-type eye; photoreceptor cell development. Gene Ontology annotation, cellular component: axoneme. NCBI's taxonomy places the organism in Eukaryota, Metazoa, Chordata, Actinopteri, Salmoniformes, Salmonidae. The coding region runs from base 105 to 8951 and encodes 2948 amino acids.